GGGGAGGGGGAGAAUCAGACGUAAAUUCUUUUGCAAACAUUCAUGCCUAAGGAAGGGCUGGAACAAGCAGCUGCGGCCGCCGGAACCGGUCGGACAGGUAGCGAGCUUGUUGACACCGUUAUGUUGCAGGGCGCAUGCUCACUCCCAAGUUUCCUGGUGCCUUUUCUAUUCCACCUUAUGAAACUUUUUCCUUGGUGUGGUCUCACCCACGGUUUAAGACAUAGGUGUCGCCGAGCCUGGAAGCUGGGAGUCUCCCGAAGUUCGCGAGAGAGGCCGGGGCCCCGCUGCGGCAGGGGGCGGAGGGAGAGGCCAGCUAGGCGGGAAGGUGGGCUCUGGCCGCCAGAAGCCGGGGACCCAGCCAUCGCCGCCGCCCAUAGGGGGGAGCAGCCGGGAAGAGGGGGCUGCAGUCUGGGGAGGGGCCCCGCAAUGCCCAAAGUCUUCCUGGUAAAGAGGAGGAGCCCGGGGGUCUCGGUCCGCAACUGGAAUGAGCUCCCGGACGAGGAAAGGGCAGACACCUACAUCCCAGUGGGCUUGGGCCGUCUGUCCUGCGACCCCCCGGAGGACUGCCGCAGCGACGGUGGCAGCAGCAGCGCCGGGGAGCCUGGAAGCACCGAGAGCAAUUCUUCCCCUCGCGCCCCCGAGCACGAAAUCCUGGCGCCUGGAGACGCAGAGAGCCACGGUGGACACCUGGCGGCGAAGCAGCGCCCGGUCGCCAGGUCGAAAAUCAAGUUCACCACAGGCACAUGCAGUGACUCUGCAGUUCACAGCUGUGACCUGUGUGGCAAGGGCUUCCGCCUACAGCGUAUGCUCAAUCGUCACCUUAAGUGCCACAACCAGGUGAAGAGGCACCUGUGCACCUUCUGCGGCAAGGGCUUCAAUGACACCUUCGACCUAAAGAGGCACGUCCGCACACAUACAGGCAUUCGCCCCUACAAAUGUGACAUUUGCAACAAAGCUUUCACCCAGCGCUGCUCCUUGGAGUCCCACCUGAAGAAAAUCCACGGGGUGCAGCAACAGUAUGCCUACAAGCAACGCCGGGACAAACUCUAUGUCUGUGAAGAUUGUGGCUACACAGGCCCCACCCAGGAGGACCUGUACCUGCAUGUAAACAGUGCCCACCCAGGCAGUGCAUUUCUCAAAAAAACAUCCAAAAAACUGGCAGCCCUUUUGCAAAACAAGCUAACAUCCACACUCCAAGGGAAUGCCAACCUGAGUGAGGAGGAGGAGAAAUGAGGAGGAGAAAGGGAAAGAUGCCAGUGCUGACAUGUUUACACAGAUUUUUUUUUGAGGGCCCCACUGGCUCUUUCUAGUUACAGGUGUUCGGUUUAUCUGUCUGUCCUCUUGGGGCCUCAGCAGGGGGAUCUCUUCUGAGACUGUCAAUUGUAAUAGUGGUGUCAGGUCUCCUUUAACCCAUGUCCUAUUGAACACAACCAUAUCAGUGAAAUUUAAAGGGUGGCUGUGGUCACUGUGCAGGACUCUUCUUUAUUUUUUUAGGAUUUUCACACAUGGAGCCAGAGGUGUUCUUAGAGAAACCAUCAUGUUAUGGUGCCUUGAAAUAAAAGUACUUCCACUUGAAAUGCUA
Molecule: messenger RNA, 1582 nt
Organism: Phyllostomus hastatus (greater spear-nosed bat)
Lineage: Eukaryota; Metazoa; Chordata; Mammalia; Chiroptera; Phyllostomidae
Gene: OVOL2
Product: ovo like zinc finger 2
Exons: 4
Coding region: 43-1233 (396 amino acids)
Biological process (GO): regulation of transcription by RNA polymerase II; epidermal cell differentiation
Cellular component (GO): nucleus
Molecular function (GO): RNA polymerase II cis-regulatory region sequence-specific DNA binding; DNA-binding transcription factor activity, RNA polymerase II-specific
Source: RefSeq, a predicted model, not a curated record